GGUAGCGGGUCAGGCGGGCACAGGCGGGCACGGUCACCGAGCGAAUGAGCGAGGCUAGGGCAACGAUCAGGGGAAAGAUGGCCGCCGCGGCGAACAUUGCGCUGGAGAACCAGUAUUUUUAUGAGGAUGUCGUGUACCGUGUGGAUAAGCGAGGUAACGUCAUUUUCGGCAUCGUCAUGGAGAACGACGACCAUGACAUGUCUGAAGAAAGCACCGAUAGCGAAGACAGCCUGCCGAGACGCAAAAAGGGCGAGAUUCGCAUGAUUUGGCACCCGUCUGGCAUCGAGGAGUUGGUCAACUGCAAGAAGAUUCACCUGGCAGAUAGGACACUCAUGCCUGGAGAUGUGGUGCGCAGGAUGAUCAAGGGGAAGGACACGCAGAGGGGUUACUGCAGGGAUAUUGAGCUGACUGCUUGUGUACAGGUCAUUGGUACCAAACAGGUUCUCACAGACAUCAAAAGUGAAGAUCUCAUUCCUCUGCAAGAAUUUGCGACAGAUAUGGCAGUUUGUAUGGACUCUUGGGUUGGUGGAAUCAGAAUGACACAUUGUAAAUUAUGGUUGGUAACACCAGAUGGUUCUCAUUGUGUUGUGAACGAGAUGAAUUCCUAUGUGUUGGGACAAUUAGAAGAGACACGAGAUAACGACAAUGAUUUCCCACAUUCCACUGAGUUCUACCCUGGACAGAGUCUGUGGGGACCAGUUCACUGUUUAGAAGAAGCACAGUGGAUCCAGUGCACAAAGGAGAUGAAAGCAAAGAGAAAAUUGAAACCACAGAAAAUCACUAAGCUGAUUGUAGAGAAGAUGGAGACCGACUGGGUGGGCGUGCAUUGGCAAUGUCGAGCGUACUCAAAAGAUGGUGCCUGGUCUGACCAAGCUCAACCAAAAUUCGUGGUCGAGGGUGAGGACUUGAAGAAGUUGAAACUACUGAACGUGUUCGAGCCGUCCACUGUGCAGGUUGGAGAUCGUAACUUCUACCUCAUCAAAGGCGACGAAAACGUCAUCACGCGAGAACAGUGGCGAAAGCAACAGAGGGAUGUCUUCCAAGUUCCUAAGCAGAGUCCGAAGAAAACACGGCCGACUAUCACAGUGACGAAGUUGCCGGAUGACAAGAGAGAGCCGAGUAAGGACAAAAUGCCCGAGCCGCAACAGCAGCCAGCGGACGAGAAUGCUCAAAGUAACAGUAUUAAUAUUCAAGAUGCCACGAGCAACAACACCCUGUUGCAGCCGCCCCCAGCUCAACGCGCCGAGAGCUCCGACGAGUGGGACACUGAAGAUACCACUGGCUCACAAAGUGAUACCGCCUCGGUCUCUAGUGGCUGUUCCAGCAUGUCAUCAAUGGGAAAGAAAAAGAAGGGUCCUGCAUUGAUGACAAAAGUGCUUAAGAAAAAGAAGUUGCGAAAGGCGAAAAAGAAAGUAUCGCCUGUGCCGUUAAUUCCCGGGACUAAGAUAGUCGUAGAGACGUUAUCCACUAAUACGAAAGCUAACGUGGUGUGGCAAGACGGCUCAGUAGAAUUUGGUAUACCAUCGACACAAUUAUAUCCAAUCCAUCAUCUGGAUGAUAAGGAAUUUUUCCCAGGUGAUUUCGUCGUAGAUCAAAAGGAGGAAUCCAGGAUAUACGGCGUUGUACAGAGCGUCGAUCAUCAAGGCCGCACAGCCAAGAUAAAAUGGUUCAGGACUUAUACUUCCAGUCAAAAUCCAGAACCGACUUUCCUGGAGGAGCGCGAAGUGAGUGUCUAUGAUUUGAAGGAUCACCCGGACUUCCAAUACAGACCUGGCACUCUUGUGAUCCGAAUAGCUAAUUUCGAAGGCGAGGACGCCGGAUGUACCGCUGGUCAAGUGCUGGACAACUAUCCAGAGGGCCGAGUGAAAGUAUGGUGGGUCGAUGGUCACAUCAGUAUGUGUUGGCCGCAAGAUCUAUACAAGGUGAGCGAGUACGACAGCGACGAGGGAGAGCUAUGGGACGACGUGUCGUCCGAUUCAUCGUGGGAAACUGAGCUGGAAGAUUGUUUCAUCGCCGACAACGACGGCUCCGAUCAAUCGGAAUUUGAGAACAUCAAGCCGAAGUUAGCAGCACAUAUCGAGAAGGCACGAAUCGCUAUGUCAAGAUUAGAGGAAAUCUUCACGCAAAACCCAUUACUGCAGACUACCGAGGUCAUGAGGAAGCUACUCGAGGUCUAUAAGGAUUGUCGUUAUAUGGACAAGCUCAUGGGGACCUCGUUCUUUCACGAGUGUCACUUCCAAGGACUCCUCGAACGGGUGAGAGAACGCGGCAGGGCAAAUGUUGCGCAGCGUAUGGCAGACCAGGUGACGCGACUCUUCACGCCCAAAUCCGAGUGUUCGGAGGAAUCUACGGACAAGGAUAGCCCGAAAUUUUCAGGCAACGUUGAUGAUCAGUGCGCAAAUAACGUGUUAGAGAAGCAGGACACUACGAGCAUGGACACGUCGGAGAGUGAGAAUGUCACCAGUGUCGACAACGUCGCGAAGAAGCAAAGUAACGAGGAGUCGGUCAAUCGACUGUUCAUACCCGCCACUUCCAAUCCCGAAGACUCCGGCUUGUACUCCGCGGAGAAUUCGAAGAAGGAGUCGGGCUCGAGCGAGUCCAGCGGUGAGUUUCUCAUGAGCGAAGACGUGAAUAACAUGCCAGAAUGCUCAUCAGCAACGGACGCGCUCGGACCGUCCGAGAAGGUGGACACGGCGAAUCGGCCUAAGCCAAUUCCGCCGUCGAAUCUGCCGAACUCUCAGGCCGCCGGCACAUCAUAUGUAUGCGUGAAGUUGUGUAAUCUCAUCAAGGCACAGCUCGUGUUAGCACACGGCGAGGUGUCCAAGCGUUUUGGUUUGGGUAAGAUGUCGUUGUCGGACGCGGAGAAGAGCUCCGGCUCUCCGCGGAAGAAGCAGAAGGGCGAGGAAGAGGAAAACCGAAAUAUGAACGAGAUAGUAGCCGAGCCGUCCGAGUGCUCUAUCGAGAUCCCGCCUCUUGUCUGCGCCGAGGGAGAGGGUUUCUCCAUAGACGAGACCGCACCCGAUAGCCACAAGUUUAAACUGACCAUGUUCCAACCCACCGACCCGACCAACUUCUUCCGGACGGUCUCGAAGGAGUUGAAGCUGCUGAAGAGUUCAUUGCCACCGGGUGUAUGGGUGAAGGGAUUCGAGGACCGUAUUGAUCUAUAUUCCGUCAUGCUUCGUGGUCCUGAAAAGACACCUUACGAGGAUGGGCUGUUUCUCUUCGACUUUCAGUUGUCGGCCGACUAUCCGGUCGCGCCUCCUCUCUGCCACUACAUCUCCUACUGCAGCGACCGUCUGAAUCCGAACCUCUACGAAGACGGCAAGGUGUGCGUGAGCCUAUUGGGCACCUGGUCUGGACGCGGCACGGAAAUGUGGACUACCUCGUCGACCCUGCUACAGGUGAUCGUCUCGAUCCAGGGUCUGAUCCUCGUGAGCGAGCCGUACUUCAACGAGGCAGGUUUCGAGAAGCAGAAGGGCUCGCAGCAAGGGCGAGAAAAUUCGAGGAUGUACAACGAGAUGGUCGUGCUGAAGCUGGUGCAGGCGCAGACCAAGUUGUUACUGCACCCGCCACCGGUGUUUAAAGACAUCAUUACCGCGCAUUUUAAGAAACACGCUGAGAGAUUGUUGCUGAGACUGGAACUGUGGAUGGGGAUAUCCGAGCAGCACAACAAACAGCACCCGUUGUCUCCAGUCACCCCUACCACGUUCAAAGAGUUCGCCGAUAUUGACGAGAAAGUGCUGCCCGAAUUCCCGCUGAUUCCGGCGUCCCGGGGCUUCUGCAUAACUCUCCGCAAGACUCUAGGAACGUUCAAACAGGUGCUCAUUAAAGAAAAUAUAAUACCAACGCCAAGUGAGUGGCAGGGCAGUGAUAACGUCAAGGAGUUAAUGAACAAUACCGCCAUACAGUGCCAAGAAACGUCCAAACCCGCCGUUAAAGCGGCGAUCUAUGACAGAAACAGCAGCAAUACGCAGGAAAGUAAUAACAAGCCGACUUCGAGCGGCAGUAGUCGAUCCGUUAAUAAGGAAGCGACGACGUCAACUUCGUCAACGAAUUGCUCCGCGGCCGCGCUGAGCGAAACGAAAACAAGUACUUCGAGCCAAAACACCAGCUAGCCACAAGGUAAAAGUAAUCUUAAGUCUAAACUCUUAGCACAUAUAAAUUAUACGACUAUUCGGUAAUAUAUCCAAAUAAAUUCAUCUCGGGCGGAAUUUUCCAAUCACACACACACACACACACACAUAUACACACUCUCUCUUCACAUACGUAUACAUACACACAUAUAUACAUGCAGAUAGCAAAUGCUGAUACACCCGCGGUAUACAUAUAUAAAUAUAUCUAUCGAUAAUAAUGUCAUUUAACAAAUCACGACGCGAUAAAAUUCCCGAACAGAAAUGCCGGCAGUCAUUGCUCUCCAUAGCUAGAAACUAUACUUGUUGUUCUAAAAGUAAUCGCAUAGCGGACACACGUUGAACGCGAUCAUAGUGGCAUGGACUAAUGAGCGACUUUACAAAUUCUACAACUCGCACAUGACUUUUCGUACACCGUCGAGAACGACGAGCCAUAAACGUCUGACUAUGAAGCCGUCAAAUUGACGUUAAGCGCCCAAAAGCAAAAAGGCAGAAGAGUAAAACAAAGAAGGAGAGAGAAAAAAAUCUAUGUAAUACCUGUUGCAUCUAAUUGCUUCUUCUAAAUGAACUUCUAAAUGAAGAGAGCUAUUACGUCGAUUCUGUGACAAAUAAGAAACUAGUUCGAAUUUCAAUUUAGCGAACGAAGAAAAAACAAGAAAAAGAGAAGAGGGGUGCUGUAUAUGAGACUUAACGUGGAUACAAGUGGGGGAUUUGCCAUUGUCUAAAACAAAAAAAGAUGAAGAAGAAAGAGCAGGAAGGAGAGAGAGAGGAAGAAAGGAAGAAACUCAGUGGAAGAUAAAGACCAGUAGCAAUACGUCGAAUUAACGAGGAAACACUCUUUGCAAUAGGAUUUUAAAGAGAUGUAUACAUCGGUUAAAACAAUAAACAAUCGAUAAUUUUAAGCGCGUUUUCACGACCGCACUUUGAGUAAUGACGUCAUCGAGGCGAAGCAAUGGAUCGAUGAUUAUUAUUCCCGUCGAGUGUGUGUGUAUUUUGAAGUUAUUAUGCCAUCCAUGAAGUACUACGAUAUUCUCAAGCGAAAUUCAAGUGACUUUAAUCGCAACGAUAGGACAGAAAUAGCUUUUAGGAACAAACAAACACAAAAAAGUAUUUAGAUGAAAUCUACCGACGAUGACUAGUUGUCCGGUGUUAUGGAUCUUCUUAGCGAUAGCUCGUAAAAGAGGUAGAGGCGAAUUAGCGGGACGCAUUUCAAAUCCAUCAUCGAUCAUCCCACUGUCGAGAGUCUCCAUUGCAUUUCUCCAUUGCAUGAUAUUCUCUCUCUCUCUCUCUCUCUCUCUCUCUCUCUCUCUCUCUCUCUCUCUCUCUCUUUCCUUCCAUUACUAUACGUUAAUUUCCGAGGAAAAGUUUAGGACUGACUUCUGUACUUACUGUCGUUUAAUGAUUAUUGCUAUUGUUAAUAUUAUUAUUAUUAUUGUUAUUAUUUAGAACACUAAUAUUUAUGGUGCGCCGUAAGUGGAGUACACAGUAUUAUAUUUAUUUAUUUCGUUUAUACAUAUAUGUAGGUGUUAUACGUCACAUGUAUAUUUACGUAUAUACUCCGGAAGAGUCGGUGGGAUUAAAAGAAAAAGUUCGCCCGAGAAUAUCCAGGUAGAAAGGUUUUUUUGCGAGCUCGAUGAUCGAGAAUCGUCGAUGAAGCGAUACUUAAGGCAUUAAAUAAGAGACGAUUAAAAGAAGGAAAACGCAACGGCAACAAUAUCGAUUGCAUAGGCGUCAGCUCUCUAUUUCGUAUCGAUCGUAGUCGGUCGUUUCUGCAAGAAGCCAUGCGCGCGCGUCCUCCGUGAGAAGAGAGAAAAAGUCGGAGGAGAUGUUGAGGAUUAACUUGUGAAUUUACUUUAUAGUCGCGUCGCUGAUGUCGAAUACGUGGCUGUCAAAAUAAAAAAAGGAAUGAGGAAGGAAAACGGAAUAGACGUAUUCUAGUCCAAUACGAAGUCCUAUGUACGGCAAACAGACGUUUAAUUUUUGUUUCGUAUUCUUCUUUCUUCUUUCGAUAUUCAUUCAUACCACACUUUGCUUUCGCCUACCUUUCACGUUCCAUUCCGCCCCCUGCUUUUCGCUCUCUCGCUCGUUAUCCUUAUCAUUUAGAGAUUGUUUUACUUGCUUUACGGACGAAAUCGUCGUCGUCGUUCCUUCGCGUCUGCGAAUUUUCAGUCCGGAACGUUUAUCGAGCUCGACCUCUGACACACUUGCGUCUCCAUUGUACAAUUGCGUUUGGCGUAUGGAUUCAGCCGGAAUUGCAACGAUUUCGUGAUAUAGUUUACUACAGAUGUAACUCGGUCUCCUUAAUUUUUGGAUCAAUAAAAAGACAUUACAGGAUCAAUGGA
This is a messenger RNA of Harpegnathos saltator (Jerdon's jumping ant), 6472 nucleotides long. RefSeq names its product (E3-independent) E2 ubiquitin-conjugating enzyme UBE2O. Lineage: Eukaryota; Metazoa; Arthropoda; Insecta; Hymenoptera; Formicidae. The record is from RefSeq and is a predicted model, not a curated record. The transcript is spliced from 8 exons. Gene Ontology annotation, molecular function: ubiquitin conjugating enzyme activity. The coding region runs from base 45 to 4115 and encodes 1356 amino acids.